Molecule: messenger RNA, 2877 nt
Organism: Fusarium keratoplasticum
Lineage: Eukaryota; Fungi; Ascomycota; Sordariomycetes; Hypocreales; Nectriaceae
Product: Cleavage and polyadenylation specificity factor subunit 2
Exons: 2
Coding region: 1-2877 (958 amino acids)
Biological process (GO): mRNA 3'-end processing by stem-loop binding and cleavage
Cellular component (GO): mRNA cleavage and polyadenylation specificity factor complex
Molecular function (GO): RNA binding
Source: RefSeq, a predicted model, not a curated record
AUGUUCACCUUUUGCCCCCUCCAGGGUGCCCUCUCCGAGUCGCCCGCUUCGCAGUCCCUUCUUGAGCUUGAUGGAGGUGUGAAAGUGCUGGUUGAUCUAGGAUGGGACGAAUCAUUCGACGUUGGCAAACUCAAGGAGAUUGAGAAACAAGUCACGACUCUCUCCCUCAUUCUCGUUACGCAUGCGACUGCAUCUCAUCUCGCUGCCUACGCACACUGCUGCAAGAAUAUACCACAGUUCACACGCAUCCCCGUAUAUGCGACACGGCCCGUCAUCGACCUUGGCCGCACCCUUAUUCAAGACCUCUACAACUCGAGCCCUGCUGCGGCGACGACCAUCCCACAGAGUUCGCUAUCCGAGACUGCCUACUCAUUCGCCCAGACCGCUACGACGGCGCAAAACCUCCUCCUUCAGUCCCCGACCAACGAAGAUAUUGCACGAUACUUUUCUCUAAUCCAACCGCUUAAAUACUCGCAACCACACCAACCUCUUCCAUCGCCCUUUUCACCACCGCUAAACGGCUUGACGAUUACUGCAUACAACUCUGGACAUACCCUCGGUGGUACAAUAUGGCAUAUCCAACAUGGCCUGGAGUCGAUUGUGUACGCUGUGGACUGGAACCAAGCGCGUGAGAAUGUGUUUGCCGGUGCAGCUUGGCUGGGAGGCGCUGGAGGCGGCGGUGCUGAGGUCAUUGAGCAGCUACGGAAGCCAACUGCGCUGAUCUGCAGCAGCCGGGGCGCCGACAGGACUGCCCAAGCUGGUGGUCGUGCCAAGCGAGACGAGCAGUUGAUUGAUACCAUCAAGGCAUGUGUGACGCGAGGAGGCACGGUUCUCAUCCCUGUGGACUCGAGUGCUAGAGUUCUAGAACUAUCAUACCUACUGGAACAUGCGUGGCGGACAGACGCUGCCUCUGAGGAUGGCGUGCUCAAGGCAGCCAAGCUGUAUCUGGCUGGUCGCAACAUGUCGAGCACAAUGCGGUACGCGCGAAGUAUGCUUGAGUGGAUGGACGAUAGCAUCGUCCAGGAAUUUGAGGCUUUUGCCGAGGGCCAGAGAAAGGUCAACGGCGCGGGUGACAAGAAGGAGGGAGGACCAUUCGAUUUCAAAUACCUACGACUGCUUGAACGAAAGGCCCAGAUCGCGCGACUACUGAGCCGCGGCUUUGAGAACGUCGAGACGGAAGGACGCGUGAUUCUGGCGAGCGACAGCAGCAUCGAGUGGGGAUUCUCUAAAGACUUGAUCAAGGGGCUGGCUAGAGACUCGAGGAACUUGGUCAUCCUGACAGAUAAGCCAGGCUUGUCAAAAGACGACAAGCCAUCGAUUGCGAGGACGCUCUGGGACUGGUGGAAGGAACGCAAGGACGGCGUAUCGGUGGAGCAGACCAGCAGCGGAGACAACAUCGAGCUUGUGUAUGCUGGUGGACGAGAGUUGGAGAUUCGUGAGGCUCAACGCCAGGCACUGGAGGGUGACGAGUUGGCAGUCUACCAACAAUGGCUGGCAACUCAGAGACAACUCCAGGCGACACAACAGAGCGGUGGCGCGGCUGGACUUGAGGCAUCAGCUGACGUCGUUGACGAUGCCUCGUCGGAAUCAUCAUCUGACUCUGAAGACGAGGAUGGUGAGCAGCAAGGCAAGGCGCUUAAUGUUUCGACAACAAUCGGACAAGCUGGCCGGAAGAACGUUGUUCUCAAAGACGAAGACCUCGGAAUCAACGUGCUCAUCAAGAAGAAGGGCGUUCAUGACUUUGACUCGCGCGGAAAGAAGGGCAGAGAACGGACGUUCCCUAUUGCGAUCCGCAGGAAGCGCCACGACGACUUCGGAGAGCUCAUUCGACCCGAGGAUUACCUCCGCGCAGAGGAGAAGGAAGAGGAUGGUCAGGAUAACGCCAACAUGGAGGCUGCAGACGACAAGCUCGGCAAGAAGCGCAGAUGGGACGACGUGGCCAAGAACGGAGCCGGAGCCAACAAGCGUCAACAGACUACAAGAGCUGGCUCUGUUGAUGAUGCUGAAGCUGGCGCAGGCGACGGCUUUGUCCCUGAUGAACUCGACAAUGUGGAGGAUAUCGAGCCUGAGGAGCCAACAGGACCAUGCAAGCUCUCAUAUCAGACCGAGACCGUCACAGCCAACCUACGCAUCGCGUAUGUCGACUUCAGUGGCCUGCACGACAAGCGCAGUCUCAACAUGCUGAUCCCGUUGAUCAAGCCCCGGAAGCUCAUCCUGGUUGGCGGUGGACGGGAGGAGACACUCGCCCUGGCUGAAGACUGCCGCCGAGCUCUCGGAGGCGAUGCUGCUGACGGCGAUGGAUCAAGUGAGCGUACUGUCGAUGUGUACACACCUGAAAUAGGCACUCUGGUGGAUGCCAGCGUUGACACCAACGCCUGGGUCGUCAAGCUUGCCGACUCUCUUGUCAAGAAGAUCAAGUGGCAGAACGUUCGCGGUUUGGGUAUUGUCACCAUCACCGGCCAGCUGCUGGCUACCAAGCUCGACGAUGCUCCAGCGGGAGACCAAGACGCAGCCAACAAGCGUCAGAAGACCGAGGAAAGCUCGACAACAGCCCUCAGCACCGUCGUGGCGUCUCCCAUGCCUACUCUUGACGUCCUCCCCGCCAACCUCGUCUCGGCCGUGCGAUCUGCCGCCCAGCCGCUACACGUGGGUGACCUGCGUCUUGCAGAUCUACGACGUGCCAUGCAGUCUGCCGGACACACGGCCGAGUUCCGUGGCGAGGGUACACUCGUCGUCGACGGAACUGUGGCAGUCCGCAAGACGGCGACAGGACGUGUCGAGGUGGAGAGCGUCGGCAUGCCCACUGCUCGCCGGAGCACGUUCUACGAGGUGCGCAAGGUGAUUUACGACAACCUGGCCGUCGUCACUGGUGCAUAG